This is a messenger RNA of Hemiscyllium ocellatum (epaulette shark), 3538 nucleotides long. It is a transcript of the gene nlgn4xa, whose product is annotated as neuroligin 4 X-linked a. The record is from RefSeq and is a predicted model, not a curated record. NCBI's taxonomy places the organism in Eukaryota, Metazoa, Chordata, Chondrichthyes, Orectolobiformes, Hemiscylliidae. Gene Ontology annotation, molecular function: signaling receptor activity; neurexin family protein binding. Bases 857 to 3310 code for a protein of 817 amino acids. Gene Ontology annotation, biological process: modulation of chemical synaptic transmission; synaptic vesicle endocytosis; presynaptic membrane assembly. The transcript is spliced from 6 exons. Gene Ontology annotation, cellular component: synapse; cell surface; postsynaptic specialization membrane.
UCAAUCUCCCUCUCUCUCCCUCUCUCUCUCCCUGAAUCCGUGUCUCCGUCAGUGCCAUGGGCAGAGGCAGGGGUUAAAGCGCUCACCACACACACACACAGAGUCCGUGCCUUGCUCCACACACCUGCUUGCCUGUGUGUGUGUGUGUGUGAGGGGAGCUCUCUCUCUCUCCCUGUGUGCAACUCCCCAGCGCUUGAGCCGUUUCCAUGUCAAGGUUAGUACCAGGCGCAGGAAAUUUGCAGGAGGAAUUAUCAGCGACCCAUUCCAAUGUGCUGCAUUAAUCUCAGCUUGGACCCGAGAAGAAAGAUAAAUCAAACAGGCGAGGAAACUGGCCUUGAAGAUCAGGAGACGCGAAUCUUAGCAGAGAUCUCAACUCCAACUGGACGGGAACUGAUGCUGCUCCUGCGCCGUGUGGAUUAAUUCAGCUGUUUCCCCCUUGUAUUUGGAAGACUCGUGAGGGGGGAAAGUCAGUUGAGAAAACAAGAAAAGAACAACCCACCACCAAUCGCCUGGCCAAAGGACUUUAGCUCAAUCCAGCCCCCGGGGUGUGUGGGAGACGGCUGGCCCCCGAGGCUGGGGUUGGCCAAUCCUCCUUGGUGGAAGGACCUCAUUGUUCAAGGGGAGUGUUUUGCCUUCACUGGAGGACGUUUCUGCAUUGCAAGAUGGUAACUGUGGACUCAGAUGGAUAAUACCAGUGUCGGAUGCAAUUAGUUGGAUCUUUGCGGUGGUAAAUGGAUCCUCUGGAUUGUAUUAAUCCAGUUGCUCGAAAUUAAGAUUGAAGUUGAUUCCCAGCCUGAGACCAAGGCUGCUUUCUCAUUUCUGGAAGGUUGUAUGCUCACUUUGAGAUCAGAAAACAAUGUUGAACUCCAAUGGAAUACCAUGGAUGUCUUUUGUCCUUGCUCCGACCUUGAAUCUAAAUGUCCUGCUUUGGAUAACGACCCUUGCGGUGCGGUUUGGCCUUCUCAGUUGCCAGGAAAACUAUCCCAUUGUCAACACCAACUAUGGGAAGCUGAGGGGGGUGAGAACGCCGCUUCCCAAUGAGAUCCUGGGACCCGUGGACCAGUACCUUGGAAUACCGUACGCCUCAGCUCCGACGGGAGAGAGACGCUUCCAGCACCCGGAGUCCCCAUCCUCCUGGACCGGCAUCAGGAACGCUACGCACUUUGCCCCGGUCUGCCCCCAGAACAUUCACGGGAUCUUGCCUGAUGUGAUGCUGCCGGUCUGGUUUACCUCCAACCUGGAUAUCGUGGCCACUUACAUCCAAGAUCAGAGUGAAGAUUGCCUCUACCUGAACGUCUACGUUCCGACUGAGGACGAUAUCCAUGACAAUGGUCCCAAACCAGUUAUGGUAUACAUUCAUGGAGGCUCCUACAUGGAAAGCACAGGCAACUUAAUCGAUGGAAGCAUUCUGGCAAGUUAUGGAAAUGUCAUUGUUGUCACACUCAACUACAGGCUUGGGGUUUUAGGCUUCCUAAGCACAGGCGACCAAGCUGCCAAAGGCAAUUAUGGAUUGCUGGACCAAAUUCAGGCAUUAAGGUGGAUCAGUGAAAAUAUCGGAGCUUUUGGAGGAGAUUCGAUGCGGAUUACAGUCUUUGGAUCUGGGGCGGGAGCAUCCUGUGUCAGUUUACUGACACUCUCCCACUAUUCAGAAGGUCUGUUCCAGAAGGCAAUUAUUCAGAGUGGGACAGCCUUGUCUAGCUGGGCUGUUAACUACCAGCCUGCCAAGUAUACCCGCUUGCUGGCAGAGAAGGUUGGCUGCAGUAUGCUGGACACCAUCGACCUGGUGGAGUGCCUCCGGAUGAAGAGCUACAAGGAGCUGAUUGAGCAGGACAUUAUGCCUGCCCGUUACCACAUCGCUUUUGGGCCAGUCAUUGACGGAGACGUCAUUCCUGAUGACCCCCAGAUCCUCAUGGAGCAGGGCGAGUUCCUCAACUAUGACAUCAUGCUGGGUGUCAACCAGGGCGAGGGCCUGAAGUUUGUGGAGAACAUGGUGGACAACGAGGACGGGAUCUCGGCCAGCGACUUCGACUUCGCCGUCUCCAACUUUGUCGACAACCUGUACGGCUACCCGGAGGGGAAGGACACCCUACGGGAGACCAUCAAGUUCAUGUACACUGACUGGGCGGACAAGGAGAAUCCUGAGACCCGCCGCAAGACUCUUGUGGCGCUGUUCACUGACCACCAGUGGGUGGCGCCAGCAGUGGCGACAGCAGACCUACACGCCCAGUAUGGCUCACCCACCUAUUUCUACGCCUUUUACCACCACUGCCAGAGCGACAUGAAGCCAGGCUGGUCUGAUGCUGCUCACGGAGAUGAGGUCCCCUAUGUUUUUGGCGUCCCCAUGAUUGGACCCACUGAGCUUUUCCCCUGCAACUUCUCGAAGAAUGAUGUCAUGCUCAGUGCGGUGGUCAUGACUUACUGGACCAACUUUGCGAAGACAGGUGACCCAAACCAGCCCGUUCCACAAGACACAAAAUUCAUCCACACAAAACCCAACCGGUUUGAGGAGGUGGCCUGGUCAAAGUAUAAUCCAAAGGAUCAACUGUACCUUCAUAUCGGCCUGAAGCCCAGGGUGAGGGAGCACUACCGUGCUACGAAAGUGGCCUUCUGGCUAGAAUUAGUCCCCCACCUUCACAAUCUGAACGAAAUCUUCCAGUACGUGUCAACCACCACCAAAGUGCCGCAGACAGACUCCACGCCAUUCCCUUACGUGACCCGACGGGCCCCAGGGAAGCUGUGGUCCUCCACCACCAAGCGGCCGCCUCUGACCCCUUCCCACAACCCCAACAAGCAGGCCAAAGAUACACGCAAGUCCAGCCCUGAAGAGACGACGGUCCUGAUCGAAGACAAGAGGGACUAUUCGACCGAGCUGAGCGUCACCAUUGCUGUGGGGGCGUCGCUGCUCUUCCUGAACAUCCUGGCAUUUGCUGCCCUCUACUACAAGAAGGACAAGCGGCGACAUGAGACGCACCGGCGGCAGAGCCCCCAGAGGGGGGGUGGUGGAGGCACCGCCAACGACCUGGCUCACCUCCAGAACGAGGAGAUGAUGUCACUGCAGAUGAAGCAAAUGGACCACGAGCACGAGUGUGAGGCGAUGCAGACCCACGACACCCUGAGGCUCACCUACCCACCCGACUACGCCCUGACCCUGAGGAGGUCACCAGACGACAUCCCACUCAUGACCCCCAACACCAUCCCCAUGAUCCCCAACACCCUGGCUGCAAUGCAGCCCCUGCACACCUUCAACACGUUCACUGGUGGACAAAACAGUACGAGCUUGCCCCACGCACAUUCCACCACUCGGGUAUAGCUCCCCCUGUCGGAGGAGCCCCUUCUCCCCCCAUUUGAGUUUCCCACCUCCCCUCCCCCAAUCGAGCGAGAAAUCUCAUUUUGUUUCUUUUUUUCCAUUUUUUCAACACAAUUUUAACAAGUGGCGAAGCAGAACUUGUCAGCAAACCAUCCGCAAGUAGGAGACAAAUAUCGGAGUAACUACUUUCUUUUUGGUGGAGAGGGUGGUGGGGGUGGGAAGGGGAUAAGU